Messenger RNA from Ceratotherium simum simum (southern white rhinoceros), 1725 nucleotides. The record is from RefSeq and is a predicted model, not a curated record. NCBI's taxonomy places the organism in Eukaryota, Metazoa, Chordata, Mammalia, Perissodactyla, Rhinocerotidae.
UGGUGUGUGUUGUCUGUCGUCGUUUCUCCGCGCUCGCAGGUCCUGCUGCGGGGGGCCGCCGCCGCCAUGGGGAAGCGGCAGCACCAGAAGGACAAGAUGUACAUUACCUGUGCUGAGUACACUCACUUCUAUGGUGGCAAGAAACCAGAUAUCCCACAAACAAAUUUUCGUCGUUUACCUUUUGACCACUGCAGUCUCUCUCUGCAGCCCUUCGUCUACCCGGUGUGCACCCCCGAAGGCGUCGUCUUUGACUUGCUGAACAUCGUUCCUUGGCUUAAGAAGUAUGGGACCGACCCCAGCAAUGGAGAGAAACUGGACGCGAGGUCCCUGAUCAAGCUGAACUUUGCCAAGAACAGUGAAGGGAAGUACCACUGCCCGGUGCUGUUCACCGUGUUCACCAACAACACUCACAUCGUGGCUGUCAGGACCACUGGCAACGUCUAUGCCUACGAGGCCGUGGAGCAGCUAAAUAUCAAGGCCAAGAACUUCCGGGACCUGCUGACUGACGAGACCUUCUCCCGGCAGGACAUCAUCACUCUCCAGGACCCCACCAAUUUGGACAAAUUCAACGUCUCCAACUUCUUUCACGUUAAGAAUAACAUGAAAAUAACAGACCCGGAUGAAGAAAAGGCCAAACAGGACCCAUCUUAUUAUUUGAAGAACACAAAUGCUGAGACGCGAGAGACGCUGCAGGAGCUCUACAAGGAGUUCAAAGGGGACGAGGUCCUGGCGGCCACCAUGAGAGUGCCGGAGAAGAAGAAGGUGGACAGGCUGAACGCUGCCCACUAUUCCACUGGGAAGGUGAGCGCCUCCUUCACCUCUACUGCCAUGAUUCCAGAGACCACGCAUGAAGCAGCCGCCAUUGACGAGGACGUGCUGCGCUACCAGUUUGUGAAGAAGAAGGGCUAUGUGCGGCUGCACACCAACAGGGGCGAUCUCAACCUGGAGCUGCACUGCGACAUGACACCAAAAACCUGCGAGAACUUCAUCAAGCUCUGCAAGAAGCAGUAUUACGACGGCAUCGUCUUCCACAGGUCCAUCAGGAACUUCGUGAUCCAGGGGGGUGACCCCACUGGCACAGGCACGGGUGGAGAGUCGUACUGGGGAAAGCCCUUCAAAGAUGAGUUCCGGCCCAACCUCUCGCACACGGGCCGGGGCAUCCUCAGCAUGGCCAACUCUGGGCCCAACACCAACAAGUCUCAGUUCUUCAUCACCUUCCGCUCCUGCGCCUACCUUGACAAGAAGCACACCAUCUUCGGGCGGGUUGUUGGGGGCUUUGACACACUGACAGCCAUGGAGAGUGUGGAGAGUGACCCCAAAACUGACCGCCCUAAGGAGGAGAUCCGCAUCGACUCCACCACGGUGUUUGUGGACCCCUAUGAGGAGGCCGAUGCUCAGAUUGCUGAGGAGCGGAAGAAGACACAGCUCGAGGAGGUGGCCCCAGAAAGCACGGUGAAGACAAGCCAGCCCAAGCCAGGGAGCCAGGGCUUGCAGACAUACCGCCAGGGGGUGGGCAAGUACAUCAACCCAGCGGCCACGAAACGUAUAGCAGAGGAAGAACCAUCAACCAGUGCAGCUGUCCCCGUGGCCAAGAAAAAGCCCAGCCGAGGUUUCGGGGACUUCAGCUCGUGGUAGCAGCAGGCCUGCUGCCCUGUGUCCACGUUACUGAUUUUUCCGCCGUCAUAAGCCUGCCCUUCGGGCUGCAACUCAAUAAAGUGCUUGCCU